Rangifer tarandus platyrhynchus (Svalbard reindeer) is the source of this 831-nucleotide messenger RNA. NCBI's taxonomy places the organism in Eukaryota, Metazoa, Chordata, Mammalia, Artiodactyla, Cervidae. The record is from the annotation of a GenBank genome assembly.
AUGCAUAGCGGUAGGCAGGGUCUGCCCAAAGCCAGCUUCCUGGUGCUGGUCCUCAGCCUCACCAUAUGGAAUAGAGACCAUGCCCCUGAGGAGGAGGUCUGGGGAACACUCAGCAGGAUGUGGUUGUGUGCUGAGGGUGAGCACUGCGUCUUUGGGGAGUCCAGGGAGCUGCUGCCCCACAUGUGCCUGCGGGAGGGGAACCUGGAGUACCAGCAGUUGCCUGACAGCCACCUUGCAUGCUAUGAGUUCCUGUGGGGUCCCCAGGCAUAUGCAGAGACCAGCAAGUCAGGGGUGGUGACCAGGAGGAGCUACCACACGCCCCAGGGCAGGGGCAGGGCUGAGAGGAGCAAUCCCACGGCUGAAGUCGGGGCGUCGGCCGAGAGGAGCAACCCCACGUCCAAGGAGCGACGGCUGUGCUGGCGCAGCAGGGCUGAGAGGAGCUAUUCUUUGUUCAAGGUCAGGAGGGGUGGCCGUGAGGAGAUACCCCUCAUCCAAGGUAAGGAGCAGCGGCUGCGCUUUCCUGGAGCAGCCAUGAAGAGAUACCCCACGUCCAAGAGCACAGAUGAUCUCAUGGAGGCCAGGGCGGCAGCUCACCUGCAGCAGCAUCUCCUCCCCACUCCCUCUCCUGACCAGCCCUGGGCAGGUCUGAGGGAUGCCAUCAUGCAGCCUCAUCACGAUGACCUCCCACAGAAGGAACCCAGCUUCCCAAAGCCCCAGAACACUCUGGCUCAGACACUGACAUUCCGGGGCUCCUCCUGGAGCCUCACCGCCCUGGCCCAUGCUGCCUUGUUUAGUGUGACUAGGGGACUUCUCUCCACCUUCUUUGUGUGA